UCAUCGAGAUUGGAAGGAAGCAUUCAAUACCUUCCCGCCAUUUCAGCACUCCUCUCUCUAAAGUUGCGACAUUUCCGCCUUCUAGCAGUUCUCUUUGUCGUGAAUUCGAUGAGGCUUGUGCAUGCAUCGUCGAUCGACUCCAUCAGCUUUUGCGAGACCUGAGGAAUUCCGAACCGGAUCGAACCAUGGCGGAUGGGAAUGCGCAGUCGAGAUACGUGAAGUUGACGAGAGACCAAGCGCCAUUGGAGGACAUCACUCCCGGAGAGCUCAACCAGCCCGUGGAAAUCCCUCAGUUGAAUGUCCGUAGAUGUUCUGAAUGUGGGCAACCCUUACCUGAAAGUUACCAGGCCCCAGCUGACGAAGAUUGGACAACUGGCAUUUGUGCUUGUGCUGAUGAUCCUGAAAGCUGCUGGACAGGGCUAUUCUGCCCUUGUGUGCUGUUUGGCCGCAAUGUAGAAACAUUGAGAGAUGAUAUUCCUUGGACAAAUGGUUGUGUUUGCCAUGCCAUAUGUGUUGAAGGUGGGUUGGCUCUUGCCGCAGCGACAGGAAUGUUUCACGGUAUUGAUCCUAAGACAUCAUUUCUUUUGUGCGAGAGUCUGCUUUUUGCUUGGUGGAUCUGUGGCAUCUACACUGGCCUCUUUCGGCAGUCAUUACAGAAUAAGUAUCAUCUGAAGAAUUCACCAUGCGAUCCAUGUCUAGUGCACUGCUGCAUGCACUGGUGCGCAUUGUGCCAGGAGCACCGGGAGAUGAAGAAUCAUCUCUCUGAUAAUGCCGCGAUGCCUGUGCCUGUUGUUAACCCUCCUCCCGUUCAAGAGAUGAGCUCUAAAGACGACCAAGAAUCCGCAGUUGCGCCACCUGCCCCUGCGUCCAAGGAUCCAGAAAGCACCAAUUUGGAAAUGCAGCCAUUGUAGGUGCUGUAAUUUACCCUGCCUUGAAGUUUUUUUU
This is a messenger RNA of Rhodamnia argentea, 945 nucleotides long. Its product is annotated as cell number regulator 6. The record is from RefSeq and is a predicted model, not a curated record. The transcript has 4 exons. Bases 186 to 911 code for a protein of 241 amino acids. NCBI's taxonomy places the organism in Eukaryota, Viridiplantae, Streptophyta, Magnoliopsida, Myrtales, Myrtaceae.